AGCCGUCCAAUCCUAUUUCACAAUUAUCUAGUUUGUGAUAUAAACCGUUUGAUGUCACAUUAACAUCACCAAUUUUCUGUAUUCACAACCACUCCUCUUUUGCUUCGAUUCAAGAUUCAUCAAUGGCUCUUCUGAGAAUUCAACACAUUCCCAUGUUCUUCACUGUCUCACCCAUCACCAACAACACCAAACUCAAAACUCAAAUCUCAUGCUCCAACAAAAACAACAACGAGGUAUCACUGGCAUCAGAGUUUGCGGAGAAAGUAUCAAUUAUGAACGCACGUGCGGCCCAAGCAGAACAAGUCAUGACAAAGAGCAGAAAGAUUCUCUUCAAAGAAUUCUGCCACUACCUUCACCUCAAUGAACAAGAAGCUAAACAAAAAUGGAACAACAUAGAUGAAGAUGAGAAACGGGUUUUGAUUCAUGGCUUUGUUGGAGAAUUGAGUGAAUUUUUUCAACCUUUGUCUGCAAAAUAUACCAAAGAAUUGGUUGAAGAAUAUUUGCUCAAAGAGAAUCUUCCACUUAAAUCUCCUCCUCCUCCUCCUCCUCCUUUGUUUCCCUUUGAUAGCAUAAUUGGUUUUCCAUAGUUUUAUUUUCUUUCUGUAACAAUUUGUUUGAGGAGACAUGUUUUGUUUUGGUUAAUUAGUUCUUUUUUCUUUUCUGUUGUAACAGUACUAUUUAAAUUUAAAUGGAACUAAAGAAAAUAAUGUGUUACCAAACACAAUUGAAUUGUUA
Molecule: messenger RNA, 735 nt
Organism: Vicia villosa (hairy vetch)
Lineage: Eukaryota; Viridiplantae; Streptophyta; Magnoliopsida; Fabales; Fabaceae
Exons: 1
Coding region: 123-587 (154 amino acids)
Source: RefSeq, a predicted model, not a curated record